UUGCUCACAAACUCGAAGGCAUGCGGAGAUCUAGACAACAAGCACGUCUUGAACAGGGGCUUAGCUUACUUAAAAGAACAGACAGGGUUGGGAAUGCUCACAGAAACUUCUUCAAGGAGACACAGUACAACUUCUAAGUCAAAUAUAUCCUGUUUCAGAGACUUCCACACAGAAGAUAGGUGGAUCGCCGGCGGCGACAUCGUAGCCUUUUUUCACAUGAAGGAAAUUCAGUUCCGGAAUGAUGAGGUGAAAAGAAGAUCCAGCUACAGUUCGUUCCACAAGCGAUACUGCACCAACAUACACUGA
Messenger RNA from Alternaria alternata, 306 nucleotides. RefSeq lists its product as hypothetical. Lineage: Eukaryota; Fungi; Ascomycota; Dothideomycetes; Pleosporales; Pleosporaceae. The annotation marks the transcript as partial. The record is from RefSeq and is a predicted model, not a curated record. The transcript has a single exon.